AUGAGCUAUGGAGGCAGGAAACAUCGAGACGCUCGUAGAGCCGCUCCUCGAUAUGCUUCACAAUCUCAACAACAACAGCAGCAAUACCCCUCUGGAUAUAUGAUGGAAGCUCACGUCGCUGUACCUGCCACGUCUACUAGCAGCCGAAGAGAGCAACGACAUCAAGAGUACAACCCCAUGAACAGCAACGUCACCAUGUCUUCACCAAACACGUCCUACACUGACACUGAUCCAGUGUUUUCAGCCAAAGUCGGACGUGCUCAGAGCCUUCUUGCUCGGAUAUUCAAAGAUCAAGACGAUGCGUCUUUUUCGAAACGUAUUGCUGCUGCCGGUCAACUGGAAAAACUCAUUUCUGGAAUGGCGGAAGAAACAGGACGUGAUGUUGGAGUGUCUACUGCGAGAUGGAGUGCAGAGACUGCACGAGAAUACUUGUUGACUUUGAAGAAUCAGAAUAAUCAGCCUAUUAGAGAGAUUGUUAGUGUGUUGCAAGACUCAUCAGCGUCGAUCCCACUGAAACAAGCCGUAGCUAGAUGCAUCUCUGCAACUGGAAUCGCCUUUAGGGCAGACAUUCUACCAUUUUACGAUUGGAUUUUCAAUAAGCUGAAAUAUGUAUCUGCUCGCGGUGCUGAAAAGGAGAAGGAUUUGGUCACAUACUUAUUGAUUGCUUUACGAGAGGUCGUCCAAUUUGGAUCUAUCGUCAAAGAACAGGGCGAGACUGUAGCAGCAUUCUCGUAUCCUUUGCAAGCAGAGCGCUUACUAGAACAUAUUCCAUCAUUCCUUGAUGCUAUGGAAACGCAAGAUUAUUUGCCCAAAGUGUUGGACGUGUUGCAUGUUAUAGCUGAUCGUUAUCCAGCUGCGUUUCAAGUAGCUUUCGAGGAUGUUGCGGAUCGUCUUGUUGGAUGGCAUAUUGAUGAAACAGUCACAAAAACGAUUUGUUCUCUACUAGGAGACUCUUUCAAGAAAUUUUGGCCUUUUUGGAGGUCAAAACCUGAAUUUGAACUAGAUCUUCUGUCACGAUUAAUUACAGACAUAGAAGCUGAGGGUGAAGCAGAAUCAGAUCGAUUGCCCUCCAGAGCCAUGAUACUCUUGAGGUGUUUCCACUCGAUCUUUACUGUACUGUGCUUUAGUUUUUUCCCGUCCGUCAAUCCUCUAUUGCCAUCAGAACCUCAACUGGAUCCAAAGACAGACGAACAGAUCUCUAUUAUCGUACACCAGAUGCUCGAUGUGCUAUUUAGAUUCAACAACAAAUAUACAGACAAGGCAUGGGUGGGAAUGUCGGUCGACUUGAUAAAGUUGCUCUCUCGUGCUUACGAAGGGACAACCCGUAUGGCUCAACUCCAAAAGAUUGCGUUCGACUGCAUGGAAGUGCAGGUACGAAUGCUACUAGAUACCUACGAUGGACCACCUGAAGAUCUAGUUGUUGAUGCGACUUCAGGGUGGAAGGAAAUAUCAGAAGGUGUCAAUACCUGGCUAGAAAUCAUCAGCGAAGUAUUUAGUCUUUGGGGCACAGACUUGAACCCACUCAUUGUAUCAGCCUUUAUUCAUCCCAAAUCCAUCCAGCUCGGUCGAUUACGAGUUCGAUGCUCUGGUGAAGCAAAGACGUUAUCCAGAUUGCUGGCACUGUGUCGUAAAUGUAUAGCGCUCUCUGUAAAUAAUGGCUCUGCUGAUUUGGUGUCUGGGACUGCACUUGUAGAAGAGCUUGUGCAAUUGCUCCAAUAUCUCUUGGAUCGAGAUGACCCAUCCAUAUUAGAAUCUGAGAUAGAACGAGGCUUGCCAGAAGUAGUACGAGGCUUGAAAGUGACUUGUAUUCAAGCCUUGGUAGCCUUUGAUUCCUUGUUGGUAACUGAAGCUACCAUAAAGGGCAUGACAGGCUUUGAGAUUCCAGCCGUCGCUCUGACAAUGGUUGAAUUGACAGAAGUGCUAUGCAGUCGACCUCCAUCUGGAUGGGUUCUUAGAGCUAUUGCUGUAAUGUUUUGGUGCCUACAUGAGAUUUGCGCAAGCUUUGGUUACUUUUCAAGCAGUAUGCCAGACUUGUUGCAAAGAUCAUUCCAAUUGAUGUGCACUUAUCUCGCUCCAGGUCCUUGCAGUUUGGAUUUGAGACGGAUUGCAUUGACUUGGUUUAUUGGUGUCGUUGCCGCCAUACCGGAUCAUAUGGAACUUGCAAAGGACUGGCGAGUCAUCUUGGACCAAGCAGCAUUCAAUUGCCUUGAAUUGGGUGACCAAGACUUGAAUGGAGAAAUUCGGGAGGCGGCUUUGAAGCUCUGGAAUGGUUACUUGUCCAUAUUCACUCUUUCCAAAGGUCAGCCACGGGUCAUGGAAACUUUGAUGAAGAGAUUGCAAGACACGAAUGACAGCGUUAGGACUCAAAGCUUCGCUGCAUUGAUCUCGCUUGAUGCCAUAUCCACCAUGACCAUGUCAGAAGAAAACGCUUGGCAUGAAGGGGUAUCGUCUCUAAAGAUGCAAAUCACAAAGUCACCAUUAGUUGGGACCUUCCGUACACGCCAUUUCUCUACCAUUGCAUGGUAUAUGGGUCUUGCACCACUCAAUCCGCCACCAGAAGAAGCCGAAGACCUUACUCCUGGUUGGCGAGAACGGAUCUUUCACGCUAGCCAAAGUGAAAAUGCGUUAAAGACUUUGCCAGGAUUGGAUUAUGCAAAGAAGAUAACUCCAGAUGCUGAGAACUUGUUGGACCGUAUCCACUUUAAUGAUGCGCUUUUAUCAUAUUGGUCUGGAUGGGAAGUUGCACGAUAUUGUAUCACUGCUCGAUUACGAACUCCGUAUGGAACACCACCACAGACUUUUGAUGCUAUUGAGCAUGCUUUGACAGGUCUAGUCAAGUCUGCUGAGGGUCUGGAGAGUGGAGAUACUCCAAUUGACAUGUCCUCAGCCAUUUUAUCACGCUUGCGUGAACUGCUCACCUUCCUUGAUGCCUUGGAAGUCCAGAUCCAUAAUGCCGCAGAAGGAUCUGGAUUGCACUUGGCUCUUGCACCUCGUACGUCUGCUGCAUUCUUUCACGCAAACCGUCGAGUUUGCGACGAGUGGUUUCAGCGAUUGAGAGGACGAAUGCUUCAUGGUGCACGACUUGCUGGAUUAUCUGUAUCAUCAGUGAUUCGCCAAGCUCACUUUUUGUUGGGAGAGAGACAAGCUACAAUGACUAAAGGUGGUUUGAAGGAUUGGAGUGGAUGGGCCAAGGAUGUAGAACGAGGCAUGGAAGAUUUGACUACUGCUUUGAUUGCAUCGAGAAAUGCAGAUGCUAUUGCGGGGCUAGUCAAAUGGAGCUUUAAUGCGUUUGGAAGUGCUUCGCCUGCAAAGAUGGUUGACACUAGCAAACCUCCUGCCAUCACUAUUCAACGACGAACUCCAGAUCCAGUGAUAGAUUCUCGUCCAUCAGACUUGUCAUUUCCAUAUCUUCCAGCUUCAGUAUUGAUGGCUCAAGGCAACCUGGAAAGUGCUAUCAACGAGUUUACUAAAACCAUCAACCCCAUAUUCGCUCGCUAUGAUUCUACUUCUGCUGGUUUGAAUUUUAUGCUGCAACAAAUAACUGAAUGCUACCUUCAACUGAACGAUACUCUUGGUAUGAAGGACUGGCUCACUCAAGUCGAGGAAUGGCAAUCCAUGUUGGAAGACGAUGGUCAACAUGGUUUGGCGGCAGCAAGAUCCGUAGAGUAUCUCCGAUUGUGGGCUACUGAUCUCGUAGGCAAUCAUAAUAAUACGAUCAAGUCACCACCUCCACCUCCAUUCCAAUUCAAUCGUCUAGUAGAUGUUGGACUGCAUCAAGCCACUGCUGAUGCACUUGAUGACUAUGUACUGAGUAGACUUCAUGGGCAUGAAUCACCAAAGCCUUUUAGGUUAUUCAGUGAAUGCCAACAUACCUUUGAAGGUUUGGUAUUCGCCCGUAAAGAAGAAGUCACUCGGAUUGCUUCUAGAGCUCAAUUAGUAAACCAGAUUGAGCUCACUUUAUCUAAAACACCAAGACCACCUUUAACGUCAAUCGGUUUUGCUGAAGCAUCUAUAGAGGGUGACAAAGAUUUACAGCAGUGGACUCACUAUGUAAAAACUGUCUCCACUCUUGAAGCAGUGACUUUGGAAAAAGUCGGCAAUCUUGCUGACUUGAGACUCUACACUGCUCGAAUUGCACACAAACAGCAUAAUAUGAAUCUCGCAACGCGAAUGUUGUCUGUACCUCUAGACUCUCCAUCCGCCGCUCUGCAGCUCAGACAGCAAUUUCAAGUCGCAAAGCUUCAAUUUGACCAGUCACAUCAUACCCACGCUUUGCAAAUGAUUCUGAAGCUACUGACUCAGCCGACUGAUGACUCUGCUAUCGCACCACUUCGGUCAAAAAUGUGGCGACGUCUUGCAAAAUGGGGCUGGGCCGGUAGAUUUGAUUUUGGAUCAAAAGAGCUCCAACAGUCUUUGGCUAGUGUUAUUGGUGAAUAUAAAAUAGAUAAUCACCAACAAUCUGAUAUCGGUAGUCGAAUUACUCAGAGUGCUCUAGAAGCAGUUAUUCGUGAAUCCCCACAAGACUAUAAAGCUUGGUUGGAGAUUGGGAACUUCUGGUACCGUCGUGGACGUAAGAUGCUAGAAGAAGCUGCUUCAGGCCGAUGUGGUGGUGAACUUGAACCGAUUCAUCAAUAUUUACGUAGUAAUGCAGGUACCGAUAUAGAGAAAGUAUUGGGACCACUUGUAUUGUGGGAGUUGGGCGAGUCUGCUGAUGGAUCUGCUGAAGACGCUCAAGGAACUGAAUCGCAGUCUGAAGCUACUGUACAUGUGCAAACUACAUUGCGUACAGGCUUUCCUGACUUGUCAUCUGCCAAUAUUGAUGAAGCUACGUUGAUGGUGUUGGAUAUACGACAACGGGUAUUGAAAUACUUCGAUUCGGCUUCUCAGUCAUAUUUCACUCACUUGCAAAUUGGAGCCAACUCUAACAGAGACAAGGAAAACGAGAGCGCUGUAAAGUGCAACGAAAUUACCGUGACUCUGAGGCUUCUUCGACUUCUCGUCAAGUAUGGCGGUAAUCUAGAGAAGACCUUCCAUAAUGGACUGAAUGCUACUUCACUACGAGUUUGGUCGAAUAUUGUACCUCAACUCUUUGCAAGGCUCUACCAUCCUGAUCGUACAGUCCAAAAAGAACUAGGCAGUCUCGUUACUCGCAUUGGUCUCGAAUUUCCAAGUUUGGCUGUCUACCAUGCUGUAGUGGGAGCUAAGUCGACUCGAUUUGGAGAAGGUGCUCAUAUCGCUUAUACUCAGCCCUUGAAUGCUCUGAAAGCAUCUGGUAGUGGUGCCGUACUCUUGGUCAAUGAAGUCGAAAUUCUGACUGCAGAACUCCAACGAAUCACUGUGCUGCCCGAAGAGUUAUGGUUGCAUCGAUUAGGGCACUUGGCAGGAGAUGUAGCCAAACGACUUGAGCGUGUUAGCAAGGAAGUUGGUCGUGUCAUGGCCAACGCGACCUUGGCUGCAGAUGAAAAGAUUCGUAUUGGUAAAGAUACGUAUAUAACUCUAUUGAAACCCGUAGUUGCCAGUGUAGAGAAAUUAGUAGGUGAGACUUUGGAGGGCCCUUCGGAAACCAAGUCUCCAUGUAAUAUAUCGUUUAGUGAAGCUUAUGGUACUCGACUUCGAGAAGCACUCGAGAAGUUGAGAACACCAUCAGACUUUGAGAACCCGAAGAGAGCAUGGGAUGCCUUUAAUCAACUCUAUAACGACUUGUCCAAGCAUUUGAAUCGUAAUCGUACUUUGAAGCUAUCGGAGCUCUCGUCUAUCUUGUCUGAGAAACGAGGAUGGGUUAUUCCGAUACCUGGACAUACAGACACCACAGUCCAUAUUGAAAGAUUCAACACUGAAGUACAUGUCAUUGCCACCAAAACCAAACCUAAAAAGAUAGAAUUGGUUGGUUCGGAUGGUCGUCGAUAUCCCUUCCUCUUCAAAGGUCUAGAAGACUUGCAUCUAGAUGAACGUGUAUCCCAAUUCUUAUCAACCGCAAAUCAUCUCCUGCAACGGGAUCGACAGAGUGCCAUUCGUCGUCUACGAGCUAGACAUUAUGCAGUCAUUCCUUUAGGUGAUCACCAUGGAAUGAUUCAAUGGGUAACCAACGUCACUCCCAUGUUUGCCUUUUAUAAGAGAUGGCAGAUGAGUAGUUCCCGUGUGCAGCCACAACCGCCACCUGCAAGAGAUCCAAAGAGUUAUGGCAAAGAUGGUAAAGGUGGUAAAGAUGAAGCAGCACAGGGACCAGUACGACCACUUGAGCUCUUCCAUUCGAAAAUCAACUCGGCCUUGAAGAGACACGGCUUAUCUCGAUCAUCACCACGAGGUCGCUGGCCUGCACAUAUGCUACGAGAAGUCUUUGCUGACCUCAAGACUGAGACACCUGGAAACUUGUUGGAACGAGAACUUUGGUUUUCGUCUCCCGACUCGAUUUCAUGGUGGGAAAAGAUUGCAGGAUAUAAUAGAUCUCUAGCUGUAAUGUCAGUUAUUGGCUACAUCAUUGGUCUUGGAGAUCGUCAUCUAGAUAAUCUGCUCUUGGAUGUACAGACUGGUGAAUGUGUCCAUAUUGAUUAUAAUGUAUGCUUUGAAAAGGGUAAACGAUUACGAGUGCCAGAGAUCGUACCCUUCCGGCUCACUCAGAAUCUUGAACGAGCUCUGGGUCUCACUGGCGUAGAAGGGAUGUUUCGCUUAGCCGCUGAACAUACUAUGCGAGUCAUGAGACAAAACAGGGAGGUCUUAGUCACUUUGCUCGAAGCAUUUGUCUAUGACCCUCUAGUAGAUUGGACGCAAAGCCUUGAAGAUGCUCAAGAGAUGAGAGUUGGUGAAUUGAAUGUCAAUAUGGGUCUAUUAGCAUCACGUAUUGCCGAAAUGAAAGCACCUCUUGAUCUUCUCAAGGAUGGUAUCCUGCCUCUAGUCUUGACGGCCACAUCCAGUGUAGAUAGAUUGCUAAUGAUUGUCGAGCAGCGUGAACGUGUAGAAGAAACCAUUGAACGUAUGAAGUCUGGUGUUGAUUCUGGCCCACAAGAAAAGGGCACCAUUCCUUUAUCUCUGCAGACUGAGUUGCAUUCUGCUCAGGAAACGGUCAUUGCCAAAGCACAAGAGUGCGCUUAUUGGCGUGGCCAGCACGAAGAGUCUCUGGUUCAGCUCCAAGAUCCAUUCUCUCUCGGUGCUUGUGCCGAGGUUAUGAAUGCUGAUGUCAACGCGAUGUAUAUUGGCAUUGAACCCACUUUUGUCGCUGGCGUGGUGUCCAAUGCCACAAUCAAACUGACCCAGAUGAAUUCACUUUUGCACCGAUGUGCUGAAGUCAAUCAAGAGCUUGUUCGUAUUGCCCAGGAACGUGUGGCAAGUUAUAGGGCACUUGGUGAGCAUUUGCAAUUAUAUCACACUCUCGUUACGCCUAUCCUCCCAACGUUGAUGGCCCAGGAUUACUUUUUACGAAUGGAACAAAUCCUUGCCGAUAUCUUUAACGCUACCCGUGAUGAAGAUGGUGUAAUGCUCACUUACGAUGCCUUUGAUCGUGCAUACUCGACCAUAGCAUCUGCUCUUACUCAUGGAAACGAUGAAGUCUUGCAGCAAACGGUAGCGAUGGAUCAGGUGCUAGCAGAGUAUGAGAGUGACCUUUCUGCUCUUGCUGUAUUUGUAUCUUCAUGGCCUAUGGAUGCUAUAGCAAAAAGAGUAGCAGAUUUACGAAGUCAAAUUGUAGCUCUAAUGAAUCAGUUGGUACCCAAGUUUCCACGUGUGUAUACUCUCGUACGUGGUUCCAUCUUGGAAGUCUUGAUUGCUCUGGGAUCUACUGCUCUCUCAUGUCUGGAAGCCAAGGCAACUUUGCCCUCAGCCUUGUUGAAAGCUGUAGUUGCGGACUCGAGGGUCUCCUAUGGCAUACAUAAAGUCCAACCAGAUUGCUUUCCCGAGUCGUUGUUAUUGAGCUUUAUAUUGGGACCUUCGUUGCAGUGCAUUUUGGAUAUCAUUCAGCACAAUGACUUGCAAUUGCAGAUCGAUCGUAAAUCAAUUGAACGAUUAGCAGCAUUGGCCAGCACUGCACAGAAUCUUGCCGAUGUGUCCUGGAAACUAUCUGAUAGUACAGGACUCCUAGCUAUUUUGCAAUCCAUCAGCAACCCCACUGUAGCUGCUGGAUUAGAUGUAGCCUUUGACCAGAUUGGAAAGCUGCUUGCAGAGUAUCAAAUUGACCAGACCCCUUCUGCUCACCAGCCCAAUGAUUUGGCUGGUCUUGUUGCAAUCGGCCAAUCGUUGCAUAUCGAAUAUGAGAGCAUUCUUCUCAGAAUACCCGAAGUUAUCAAGCAACCAUGUACAAUAGUCCUGGCCAGUAUUGAGAGCAUCUUUGCCGCUCGGUCGGUCUCACCUAGAGAGGGGGAUUCUGCUGAUGAUUCUGUGUCGACAUUGUUUCCGUUCAAGUUGUCGGUGAUGAGCCAUCUUUAUGCCGACUGCAAGACGUUCUUGUCCACUAAUCAAGUCAUGGACCUAUCUCCGACAGACUUGUUGGAAGUCGUGGUGAAGAAUCCAACAUUUGUAGACACCAUUCAAGCCUUAAGGCGAUACCUCAACCUUGGUAUUCGUGAAUUCGUCUUGAAACCAAUAGUGCAGCAUAUAAACAAUCUAGUCAAGAAUAUUAUUGACGGAGUUGAUGCAGCUAGUACAUCUUCUGAUCCAAAGCCAUCGAAGAAGACUGUCGACUCUGGGGUCAAGACUGAAGGAUGGUUUAUGACUGCCGGUCGAAAGUGUUUGACUCAACUGUUGGAGAAUGGAGCUGUAACAAAGGAACAAGUCAGACUGCUCCAGACUUUGAUUGUAGAAGUUGCAGCUGUACAAGUACGACCACAUCUUGUAAGAGAGGCCGCUUCACGAGCCAUUCGUGUGCAACGCAAACUUCAGGCAAGACGGAUACCAGUUUGGCGAGUCAAGUAUCUGAAUGACGAUUCUCAAACGGAUUCGAUUCGAGUUCAGUUUAUUACCAACUUCCAAUCCGCCAUUGAGUUACUAUUGAGCCAUCAGGAAGCUGAAAGCAAUGUUCGGCACAUGUGCAGAGCAUUGGAAGAAGAUGUACUCAAGAGCAUAGAUUCGUCGAUGUUUUCGAAACGAUUCCAAGAGUUGGCACAAGCUCGACAUCAACGUUUCGCCCAAGAGCAUGAUCGAGACGAAAAGUUCAUUUCGCUACUGAAUGGGCUAGUGCAUCUCGAACAGCAUCGCUUUUCAUGUGAUUCAACUAGGAAGUUUGACGAUUCGAUUUUACAGUCAAUUCGAAGGCUGCAAUGGGUCACUGUUGAAGUAGAUCGUGUUGCCAAACUUGGGCCUGGAGUCCUCCUCAUAGACCAAAUGAACCAACAAUUACAGUCAUUGUCGAUUGAUGAUUCUCUUCGAUCUGUACGAGAAGUAUCUAGUACAGUACUAGCACAACUGCCAACUGCAGUGACCUUAUUUGAAGAUUUGGAGGCUCCUGUAAUGUCGGUUGUGUCUCUUGCUGAAGAGUUUCCAGAAGCUCACAAGAUUUUGAAGCGAUUGAAUGAAUUUUUGGCCGAAGCUUCUGCUACGAAGACGAUUAGUUCUGAGAUGGUCUCGACACCCGCUUUCUUUGAACAAGCUCCCUCAUUGACUGAUUUGACCCGACGAAAAUUACUCAUGGAACAACUUCAUACUCAUCUUGAAUCUGUCAUUGUAACAGCCAUGUCGUUUUCAACUCUGGAACCUUUGGAUUUAGAAAAGCAGGAUGUUGUUGGUGGUGGUGGUAAUACUAGUGUAGUCAAUGGACCAACAGGCGCUGCAUUGGAUUCUGAAAAGGGGGCUACCGCAACUUCCUUCGACGGAGCUACUUCUCCACAACGUCGUACACAAGUCAUGGGUGGCGAUAAUAGUCCUCUUCAGGCUGCUACUCCAGACGGCGUUGUUACCGGUGUUGAUGGUUUGAAAUCGUCGUCGGUAGAUUUGAAACCUGCAAAUGCAGCUAUUGAGGUAUCACGUAUCAAGCAAGCUAGUAGAUUGGCUAUAGGACAAGAACGUAAUGCACAUGCUAUUCACGUACUGAAACGUGUGCGUGCUAAAUUGGAUGGACGAGACGGAAGUGAUUUUCGAAGAUUGGGUGUUUCUGAACAGGUGGAUAUGAUUAUAACACAAUCAACCAGUGUUGACAAUCUUGCUUCGAUAUAG
Molecule: messenger RNA, 10137 nt
Organism: Synchytrium microbalum
Lineage: Eukaryota; Fungi; Chytridiomycota; Chytridiomycetes; Synchytriales; Synchytriaceae
Exons: 23
Coding region: 1-10137 (3378 amino acids)
Biological process (GO): nuclear-transcribed mRNA catabolic process, nonsense-mediated decay; phosphorylation
Cellular component (GO): nucleus
Molecular function (GO): protein serine/threonine kinase activity
Source: RefSeq, a predicted model, not a curated record